Messenger RNA from Thermothelomyces thermophilus ATCC 42464, 670 nucleotides. RefSeq lists its product as uncharacterized. The transcript is spliced from 2 exons. NCBI's taxonomy places the organism in Eukaryota, Fungi, Ascomycota, Sordariomycetes, Sordariales, Chaetomiaceae. The record is from RefSeq and is a predicted model, not a curated record. Gene Ontology annotation, cellular component: EKC/KEOPS complex. The coding region runs from base 177 to 503 and encodes 108 amino acids.
AUCUUAUCGCAGCAUGUUGUAGGCAAGGCCGUUGCCCCACCAUUGCACGCUACGCGGGAAAUCAUUCCCAAUGUUCCGUCACUCAUUCCACUUCAAAAGCACGAGAGGUGACUCGAGGAAACCACCCCAAGACGCACCGCUGGCCAAAAGAUUCUUCCGUUGAUGCCAACAUAAACAUGGCGACCGACACGUCAGCCGGGUUCCCCUGCGCGCUGACCCUCGACGUUCCCUUCCCCGACGCGCGCCUCGCCUCGGUCGCCCUGCAAGCGCUCAGGGUUGACAAGGAGCUUUCGUCGCUGGUGCGGCGCGAGCUCUCAGCUGUUGCCACGGAGGGGUCGUCAGACCCGACGGUUCUUCGAGUCGAAUACAAAGCCGCGACCAACCGCAUGCUGCGCGUCGCCGUCAACUCCUUCCUAGACAGCCUGGCCUUGGUAUUGGAGGUCCAGGAGGAGCUCGACGUAGAUGCGGUAGAACAAAGACGGCGACAAGGAACGAGUGCAUGAGCGUUGAAGAAUAAGGCGGGUUCGAAAUAUAUGAAACCUCCCCACCCUCCGGCGCCUUUUGUAAGAGAUUCUCUUGUCGCGUUUGGCGCAUCAUCGGGACGAGCACAUCACACCGCUCCGCGGGAAGAGGGAGCAGCAAGCACUGCGCCCGUACAUAAAGACCCGGC